Messenger RNA from Acanthopagrus latus (yellowfin seabream), 815 nucleotides. Its product is annotated as DELTA-sagatoxin-Srs1a-like. The transcript is spliced from 3 exons. Gene Ontology annotation, cellular component: pore complex. Gene Ontology annotation, molecular function: channel activity. Gene Ontology annotation, biological process: pore complex assembly; cytolysis in another organism; monoatomic cation transport. The record is from RefSeq and is a predicted model, not a curated record. Bases 141 to 647 code for a protein of 168 amino acids. Lineage: Eukaryota; Metazoa; Chordata; Actinopteri; Spariformes; Sparidae.
CCAACAUUUGCCUUUCAGCCGCUGAAACGCUAGACUUCUCUGCACUGAGUUUCCUGACUGGAGCUGGACACAUUAUUCAUCAGCUGAGUGAACAACAUCCUUAGACCCUUGACUGGAGUGAGGACAAACUUGCCAGUGCUAUGGGUACAGGAAGUUCAAUGCCUCCAGGGCACCGUCAGUGCACCAUUGAGAUCACAAAUAAAAGCUCUCACUACACCCUCCGUGAUGUCAGUGUUUACAUCUUCAGUGGGUUCUGUGCCUCACCUUUGCCACUUCAGAUUGAGCCAUCUUCAUCUGGGAAGGCUCUGUUCUCCAAGACUGGCGGCACUGCUUGUGGAGCUGUUGGUGCCUUCACAUAUGAUCUCUGCAACAAAUCUACAGGACAGACUGCUGGAAGUAUGGCUGUCAUGUUCUCUGUGCCCUUUGAUUACAACCUAUACUCCAACUUGUACGCAGUGGGAGUCUUUGAUGAGAGCAAAGCGUGUAAUCAGGAUCUUUAUUACCAGUUGUACUACACCAAAGACGACAUGUUAACCAGACAGCCAGCAGGCAACAAAAUUCAUCACAAGAGUGGUCCAGUUGCCAUCAUAGCAUCGAUGGCGAACUCCUGGCAACCUAUCCUGACCUUAGAAGUGAGAGACAACUGAAGUAAGAGAACUGACGGGUGAUAACAUGUAGCUACUCCUGCAGUCUCCCAACUGCACAAUUUGUGCAUUUCCAAUAAAUACUCCUCUAAAACUUUUUCAACAUGCCGAUGACUAGUAGAAUAUUCGAGCUAAAUAAUCUUUGGAUCUUUUUCAGUACAUUUUGAAGUA